Molecule: messenger RNA, 1249 nt
Organism: Halteromyces radiatus
Lineage: Eukaryota; Fungi; Mucoromycota; Mucoromycetes; Mucorales; Cunninghamellaceae
Product: PLC-like phosphodiesterase
Exons: 2
Coding region: 102-1178 (358 amino acids)
Biological process (GO): lipid metabolic process
Molecular function (GO): phosphoric diester hydrolase activity
Source: RefSeq, a predicted model, not a curated record
AGUAGCAAACUAUUUUGGGACCUUUGUUUCUCUUUUCUUUGUCCUUUCUUUCCUUUUUCUUUUAGUUUUCCUUUUUAUUAUUAUUAUUAUUAUUAUUGACUAUGUAUAUUACUUUUUCAAUUGGGACUAUUAUUACCACGUUAAUAGCAGCAACAUCGUUAACUACUUCCGUAUCCGCACAACAAGCAUGUAACGGUUAUAGUCAAUUAUGCUCGGUACCUUAUCACCAAGUUACCACCAUUGUCACUCACAAUUCAUACUCAUACAUGGCUAAUCCAGCAGCAAACCAAGCUUGUUCAGUAACAACUCAAUUAGACGAUGGUGUAAGAGGACUCAAACUAUCUGCGGUAUUACCUUCUAAUACAACUGCUUCUGAUCCUGCUAACAACAUUCAUUUAUGUCAUACGUCUUGUACUAUUUUGGACGCUGGACCUGCCAAGGAUACACUCAGUCAAGUAGUGUCAUGGUUAAAGAAUAAUCCUAAUGAAGUAAUCACCAUCAUGUGGAAUACACCCAACAACAAGGCAUUUCAACCUUCCGAUUUCAAUGCUAUCUAUCAAGCUGCUGGGAUGUUGGAUUAUGUUUAUACACAACCUUCUGGUAAUAAUACUUGGCCUACUUUACAAGAAAUGAUUAGUUCUGGCAAGCGAGUAGUGACAUUCACAGAUCUUGGUGCUGAUCAAUCUCAAGUACCUUGGUUGUUAUCAGAAUUCGAUUAUGUAUUUGAAACCCCAUACAACAACAAUAAUGACACCUCAUUUACAUGUACUAUUGACCGACCAGCCGAUCCUUCCAAUCCUCAAAGUAUGAUGUAUGUGAUGAAUCAUUUCCUUUAUGGUAGUCUCAAUCUUGGAGGCACAGCAAUCGAAAUCCCACAAAAAGGAAAAGCAAAUAGUACAAAUUCACAAUCUCUCUCCAAUCAAGCUCAACAAUGUAAAUCCACCUUUGGUCGAGCUCCUACAUUUUUAGAAGUGGAUUUCUACAACUAUGGCAACACUUUGCAAAUUGCAGCUCAACUCAACAAUGUUACUUAUACUGCAACAUCUCUCAAAUGUAAUCAAGCAACACAAUCAACAGGCAAUGGAGGUUCCAAUGGACAAUCAGCGGGUUCUACUUUGACGGUACCGAUCUUUUCUUCCUCUAUCCUAUUAGCCAUUGCUGCUAUACUUUUAUUUUAGACUGAACUUUCUGCUUUUAGAGUAUUGUUGAUUGUUUAUUAUUAUUAUUAGUUUAGUUUUCUUUUUUUUUU